AUGCGAUUACCGAACGCUAUACGUCUGCCCACUUUUGGCCAGAAGAAAAACAAGUCAAACAGAAAUGUUGACGCUACUUCUAGUAAAACAGCCUCUAGUAUAAGUGCAACCACCUCUUCAUCCAAGGUCAUUCCCGACGCAACAUCUGACACCUCCCCAGGUGGUGAUGGUGUCACCACUAAGGUUGCUGGCAAGAAGCUAGAGCAACUGGACGAGGAAGAAACAAAAAUAAAUCCGAAUGAAUUCUUUGGGAACGAAACUUGGACUAAAAAAGAAUUGAAAUUGGAACUGUCGUCGGAACCAAAAAACUGGCUUAACGACAUUGAAAUUUCCACUAAUUUUCGCAUUGAAGGCGUUUCUGCCUAUGAAUACUCGAAUCCCACCUUCCGUCCUAUACACAGCACCGUCUUUGACCGUUUGGAGCAGCUGGAAAAAUUGGCGACAAUUCAUCCUCCUCAGGAUUCCACUCCUUCCCAGUAG
Molecule: messenger RNA, 480 nt
Organism: Paraglomus brasilianum
Lineage: Eukaryota; Fungi; Glomeromycota; Glomeromycetes; Paraglomerales; Paraglomeraceae
Source: the annotation of a GenBank genome assembly